This is a messenger RNA of Amoebophrya sp. A120, 3936 nucleotides long. Lineage: Eukaryota; Dinophyceae; Syndiniales; Amoebophryaceae. The record is from the annotation of a GenBank genome assembly.
AGGUACUCUGUAGCUCCAAGAAAUUUUAUACAAUCCUUAGACGCGUCAGAAAAUGGGUUUCAAGCAGGAGCAGAGCGACUUCUAUGUGGAGUCCGAGACCCGGUUGUUCAUCGGCGCGAUGGGCCCGAACAUCAAGGAGGAACAGCUGCGAGAGUAUUUAUUUUUGCGUCUUGCUGAUCAUUGCACGACGAAGACGGCUGAGUGUCUGUUAUGUAGCUCCCUGGAUUUUGUUAUCCUAUCGCCUUUUGUGUGAGCAUUUACAAGCCACUAAAGUAACGCGAGCAUUGAUUCAGAUUCACCUCCCGCAAUUAAUUGUCAGGCACUUUUCUAAAUUCGGGGCUAUCACGGAGUGCAACCUGAAAGCCGACCUCGCUUCGGGCAAGAGCAAGGGCUACGCUUUUCUGUCGUUUGAAGAUUCGUCUGCGAUUGUGGAGGUUUUGAAGCCUGAGAACGUGCCGCAUACGCUCGUGGACGACGCCGGCCAGGAAAAAAUCCUCGAUGUCAAGCGCGCCAAGGAAAUCGCGGAAACCGAGGAGGUACAGAUUUACAUACUCAGUUCCUCUUUCCCUUCGCAACUGAUGAUGGAGGCAUUUUCAUAGGGUGCGUUUCGUUUUGUAACACAAAAAACACAACAUAUUAUCAGACCUCCACCCAAAAAAUUUUUGUCGGCGCGUUGCCCGAAACCUGUACCAGCGACAAGUUGCGGGCGUAUUUCGGCAAGUACGUAUUGAGAGGAAAAAUCCCCCCUCCCCAUAUUGAAAAGGUAUGUUUCCAAAAAUUUGUGUUGCGGAUUUGAGGCCACAGAUCACAUCUGUCUUGCAAGAAGACAAGGGCAGAAGCUUCCGCCCCAUUAUGGAAGCGAUUUGUCAUGCUGUUGGGCCUAAAGGGGCGUCGUUUGCCAUGCUGAAUAGGUAGACACAUGCGCCUCUACCUAGCCUGGGGAUCUGGCCGCAAUGCCUCUCUGCAAUACAAAGCUGAUUUGUGGCCCCAAAUCAGCAUCACAAAUUUCCGCUUUGAUAUGGGGUGGGGGGAUUUUUCAUUUUGAUAGUACGGGGCGAUUACCGCGGCCGUGGUGAUCACCGACCAUGAAACGAACCACAGUCGCGGCUUCGGAUUCGUCAACUUUCGCAACUCCGACUCCGUUGUCAAGUGUUUGGAGGAGUAUAAUGACGUUGCUUUCCUUUUGACAUGCAUAAAACACACUAUUUUUCCUCUUCAUGUUUUAUUGGAAAGACGUUUUUUGCCUUUCGGUUUUGUUACAUCCAUCCGCAAUACGACCGUACAACAGUUACCACGAGCAUUUUAUCGACGAGAAAUGGGUGGAGACCAAGUGCUGCUUGCCCCGCGACGGGCGCAAGGGAGGGCAGUACAACAAUUCCGACAACUACUAUUACGGCAGCGCCGACAACUUCGACAACUCCUACAGUUACUACGGUUCCGCGGGCGGUGGACAAGGCUCUUCCAACGGUUCCUACGGCAAGGGUGGGCAGAAGAAGGGCAGCCAGGGCGGCGGGUACAUAUGCAUUGCAAAUAUGUCUGGGUCUGGAAGAAUGCAAGUUUGUCAUGCUUGUCUCACAUGACUCUUAAAUCUGUAAUGCAUCAGCAGGAAAAACAAAAAAGGCUGUCUCCUGUCGUGCAAAUAUGCAAUUUGUCAUGCGGAAAGCGAAACACAGAGGAGCUCCAAAACUUGUCAUGCGUGGCUGCGUAUUGUAAUGCGCCCACCAUUCACAAACUAGCAUCACAAGCUUCCAGACCCAGACAUAUUUGCAUUUGAUAUUACAAGUCGAUGGGGAAGUCCGGUGGUGCGGGGCACAAGUCUGUAUCAACUGUAAAAAUGUCUGGGUCUGGAAGAGUUCAUGUUUGUCAUGCUUGUCUGGCAUGACUCUUAAAUCUGUCACGCACGUUACCCAAGAGCUCCGUUUUUCUGUGAUGCAGAAGCGCAGUUUGUCAUGCAGAAUAGGCAACACCUAGGAGCUCAGAAACUUGUCAUGCUGAGCCAGCAUCUGUAGCCUCAUCAUGAGACGCCACCCAGCAUCACAAGUUUCCAGACCCAGACACUUUUACUUUUGAUAGUCUUCCGGGGGAUACUACGGUGGGAAGGGCAGCGGCAAGAUGUCGUCGUACAACGGCGCGGACUACGGCGGAAAGAUGAAGGGCGGACAGCAGCACAACUACAACAACUUCUACAACAACCAAGCCAUGCAGCAGCAGAAUGCCGCACAAUACAUGGCCGCGAUGCAGCAGCACCAUCACGCGGGGGGUGCGCCGAACAUGCAGAUGCUGAAUCAGAUGCUGCUGACCAUGAACCCGUAUCAAAUGUAAAAAUGUCUGGGUCUGGAAGAUUUCAAACUUGUCAUGCUGUCUCUGGAUUCUAAAAAAAUUUGUAUUGCAUGACCAGCAAAAGGACUCCAGUUUGUGCUACGUGAAGACGGCAUUUCUCAUGCGGUAGAGACAUCGCAAAGUCCUCUGAAAAUCUGUGAUGCUAGGGCAUGCAUCACAGACAUCAUGGGUCAUUCAAAAUAUGCAUGACAAACCUGGCAAUCUUCCAGACCCAGACUUUUUUACAUUUGAUAACCCGUUCCUGGCCGCCGCGGCCCCGGGCUCCUUCGACGUGAACGCGCUGAACGUGAACCCUAUGCAGCUCCUAUCCUAAGUAAAAACGUCCCCACCCCAGAGUUGUCAUGCAGAUUUGCAAAGACCGGAAGACUUGUAAUGCGCAUCCCCAUGAGAGCCAUUUCCAAUCGUGGUUUGGAAUUUGUGAUGCUGUGAACAGGAUGAGCAGAUGGAUUUCUGAUGCAGCUGGCCUUGCGCACCUGCACUACGCUACGGACUGCAGCUUGUGAUGCGUGACUCACAAAACUCCUAGGUUUGUGUUGCAAAAUCCCCACCCUGACUCUGGUGUGGGUACGUUUUUACUCAGGAUAGCUCCAGAUGCAGAUGCAGCUCGCGCAGCAGCUGCAGCAGGCGAACUCGUCCCUGCAGCAGGCGGAAGCCGCGUAUGGUGCGGGCUUCGGCGGUGCCGGCGGUCCCGCGGGGGGCAUCCCGACCGGGUACGAACAGUGGGCUUCGCCCGUGCUCAGCCACACCGGCAGCUACGAGGAGUAUGGCAACUACGGGGCGGCCGCGUACCAGCAGUCCGGUUCGAACCAGUCCGGGGGAGCGGAUGGGGGCUCGGCCGGGGGGCAGUACGGGGGAGGCAGUGCCGCGGGCGGCGGGGCCACGUACUACCAGGCGCAGUGAGUGGUAGCGGCCAGGAAAGAUGUCGACUUGGGAGUAGAUCGGAUCAUUUGACUGUACGAUGAAAACAAGCAGGUCGCGAAACAGGUGCGACUGUGAGUAACUUUAGAAAUCUAGAGAUUCAAAUCGUUUAUGCUUUUCUAUUGCUAUUAAAUCCCUAUGUUAAAAUGAAUUUGAAACAACUUUAGGUAACAGUAUACAAGAAAGAUUGAGUUUUAAUAACAAAUGCAGGAUAAGGUUUGAUGUACAAGUCGUUUUCAAUUCUUUUGGUUCAAAAGUUUCCGCUGGAGGAUACUACAUCACUUUUUGUAAGAUUUUCGAUUAGAGGCUCGUCAGCAAAGGUCAUCAAGACCAAUGAAUAAUUAGGUUAGGAACUUCCUCCAAGUCCGCAGUUCCAUUUCGUGUCAACUUCUUUUGUACAGAGGUAUCAGUACUACUCGCGAGCUUCUAGUAAUGCUUUCGGUCAAGAAGAGCAUCAAAGUUUCUGUUUCUCGUCUAUCAAACUAUGCACCUGCCAGUGCAAAAUUUUUCUUUCCUUUUCGCGAGACUAGCGCUUCUGUUUCGGUGUACCAAGAGCAACAAAUAAAAUGCGAUGAAUAAUAAAUCAAUCAGUCUACAACUUCACAAGCUACGCAGAGUUGGUUGCCCCGUGAACUCGAAAUUUUCAGCUUAAAUAUUCCUAGCAACUUCUGGGCGACG